UUUCCUCCAUUCAAGCUUUCAUCAUUUCAUAAUAAAAUUAGCCACAUUCUGUUUUGCCCAAAACAGAGAGAAAAUUGGCGAAUUCUAGAGAUAACUCCGCCAUGGCAGCUGCUCUGAGAUUAUCGUGUUUGUGUUUUCUUCAAUUGCUAAUUGUGAUCGUACUAUUCAUCAAUUCUUCUGCCGAUAACAGUAUUGAAGAAGCAGAGCAAUUUCAGAGCUUAAGUAACUCGACUAUGGCGAACAGGUUAAGUGGAAACGAUGAACUCAGGCAUGAACAUGCUGUAGAUGAUCCAGAAGCCAUUGCUUCCAUGGUGGAUAUGAGCAUUAGGAAUAGCACAGAGAGGAGGAAACUGGGUUACUUCUCAUGUACGACGGGGAAUCCUAUUGAUGAUUGUUGGCGAUGCGAUCGCCAUUGGCAACGUAAUCGCAGACGGUUAGCUGACUGUUCAAUUGGCUUUGGACGCAAUGCCAUUGGUGGCCGAGAUGGCAGGUUUUACGUUGUAACUGACUCGGGUGAUGAUGAUCCAGUAAAUCCCCGACCUGGAACACUUCGUCACGCUGUUAUUCAAGAUGAACCAUUGUGGAUAGUGUUUAAAAGUGACAUGCACAUCACACUUAAGCAAGAACUGAUCAUGAAUAGUUUCAAGACAAUCGAUGCUCGUGGUGUGAAUGUGCAUAUCGCGAAUGGGGCUUGUAUUACUAUCCAAUUUGUUACUAAUAUUAUCAUUCAUGGUCUCCAUAUUCAUGAUUGUAAACCAACUGGUAAUGCCAUGGUUAGAAGCUCACCAUCACAUUAUGGUUGGAGGACUAUGGCUGAUGGUGAUGCCAUUUCCAUUUUUGGUUCCAGCCAUAUUUGGGUUGAUCACAACUCUCUUUCUAAUUGUGCUGAUGGUCUCAUUGAUGCUAUUAUGGGUUCAACUGCAAUUACCAUUUCAAACAAUUACUUCACCCAUCACAAUGAGGUGAUUUUAUUGGGGCACAGUGACUCCUAUGUAAGAGAUAAGGUUAUGCAGGUGACUAUUGCCUUCAACCAUUUUGGUGAGGGCCUAAUCCAGAGAAUGCCAAGAUGUAGGCAUGGUUAUUUCCAUGUGGUGAACAAUGACUACACGCACUGGGAGAUGUAUGCCAUUGGUGGCAGUGCUGCUCCUACAAUUAACAGCCAGGGUAACAGAUACCUUGCCCCAGUGAACCCUUUUGCUAAAGAGGUGACAAAAAGAGUGGAACCAUGGGAAGGAUCAUGGAAACAGUGGAACUGGAGAUCAGUGGGAGACCUUUUGUUGAAUGGAGCAUACUUCACUGCAUCGGGACGUGCUGCUCCAGGCGGCUAUGCAAGAGCCUCAAGCUUAGCUGCUAAGUCCUCUUCCAUGGUCGGAAUGAUUACCUCAAAUGCUGGUGCACUUUCUUGACACUAAUGUUGAUAUCAAGCACAUCGACACAUCAAGUGAUCAAAAACCACACCAUCAGAUCAUCUUUACCUGUCCAUUGAAUUCAGCAAUAUAGCCAAUUUUCUCUGAUUAUCUUUCUUCUCUUAGUUUGUGUCCGUCCCUAAUCACCUCUUGAGCAGGGGCGGACAAAUAAUAUUAAGGAUGGGUUCAAUUUAACCCACCAUAUUCAGCUUAAAACCUUUAAUAUAUAUGUGAGAAAUCCUAAAAUGUUGUAUAAAUAUUAAAUUCUGAACUCAUAUUUCAAAGAGCGCACAUUCUUGAAUCUGCCUUACCUCUUGAACAUAAGGUUCUUGAAACACUA
This is a messenger RNA of Solanum verrucosum, 1746 nucleotides long. RefSeq names its product probable pectate lyase 8. The record is from RefSeq and is a predicted model, not a curated record. NCBI's taxonomy places the organism in Eukaryota, Viridiplantae, Streptophyta, Magnoliopsida, Solanales, Solanaceae. The transcript has 8 exons. Bases 102 to 1406 code for a protein of 434 amino acids. Gene Ontology annotation, molecular function: pectate lyase activity.